AUGUUUGUCGAUCUAUCUAUCUAUCUAUCUAUCUAUCUAUCUAUCUAUCUAAAUCUUUUAAUAUCUAUCUAUCUAUCUAUCUGUCCGUCUGUCUGUCUCUAUCUAUAUAUAUCGCAUAGUAACACUCCUCCGGAUGCUUGCUUCUACCGGACAGCCCAUAGUAACACUCUUCCGGUUGCUUGCAUCUAUGGGACAGCCCAUAGUAACACUCCUCCGGAUGCUUGCUUCUACCGGACAGCCCAUAGUAAGACUCUUCCAGUUGCUUGCUUCUACCGGACAGCCCAUAGUAACACUCUUUCAGUUGCUUGCUUCUACCGGACAGCCCAUAGUAACACUCUUCCGCUUGCUUUCCUCUACCGGACAUCCCAUAGUAACACUCUUCCGCUUGCUUGCUUCUACCGGACAGCCCAUAGUAACACUCUUCCAGUUUCUUGCUUCUACCGGACAGCGCAUAGUAACGCUCUUCCGGUUGCUUGCUUCUACCGGACAGCCCAUAGUAACACUCUUCCGCUUGCUUGCUUCUACCGGACAGCCCAUAGUAACACUCUUCCAGUUGCUUGCUUCUACCGGACAGCCCAUAGUAACACUCUUCCACUUGCAUUCCUCUACCGGACAUCCCAUAGUAACACUCUUCCGGUUGCUUGCUUCUACCGGACAGCCCAUAGUAACACUCUUCCAGUUUCUUGCUUCUACCGGACAGCGCAUAGUAACGCUCUUCCAGUUGCUUGCUUCUACCGGACAGCCCAUAGUAACACUCUUCCAGUUUCUUGCUUCUACCGGACAGCGCAUAGUAACGCUCUUCCGGUUGCUUGCUUCACCGGACAGCCCAUAGUAACACUCUUCCAGUUUCUUGCUUCUACCGGACAGCGCAUAGUAACGCUCUUCCGGUUGCUUGUUUCACCGGACAGCCCAUACGAUAGUAAAGCUCUUCCGGUUGCUUGCUUUUACCGGACAGCCCAUAAUAACACUCUUCCAGUUUCUUGCUUCUACCGGACAGCCCAUAGUAACACUCUUCCAGUUUCUUGCUUCUACCGGACAGCCCAUAGUAACACUCUUCCGCUUGCUUGCUUCUACCGGACAGCCAAUAGUAAAACUCUUCCAGUUGCUUGCUUCUACCGGACAUCCCAUAGUAACACUCUUCCAGUUUCUUGCUUCUACCGGACAGCGCAUAGUAACGCUCUUCCGGUUGCUUGUUUCUACCGGACAGCCCAUAGUAACACUCUUCCAGUUUCUUGCUUCUACCGGACAGCGCAUAGUAACGCUCUUCCGGUUGCUUGCUUCUACCGGACAGCCCAUAGUAACACUCUUCCAGUUUCUUGCUUCUACCGGACAGCGCAUAGUAACACUCUUCCAGUUUCUUGCUUCUACCAGACAUCCCAUAGUAACACUCUUCCGCUUGCUUGCUUCUACCGACAGCCCAUAGUAACACUCUUCCAGUUUCUUGCUUCUACCGACAGCGCAUAUUUCUUGCUUCUACCGGACAGCGAUAGUAACGCUCUUCCGGUUGCUUGCUUCUACCGGACAGCCCAUAGUAACACUCUUCCAGUUUCUUGCUUCUACUGGACAGCGCAUAGUAACGCUCUUCCUGUUGCUUGCUUUUACCGGACAGCCCAUAAUAACACUCUUCCAGUUUCUUGCUUCUACCAGACAGCCCAUAGUAACACUCUUCCAGUUUCUUGCUUCUACCGGACAGCCCAUAGUAACACUCUUCCGCUUGCUUGCUUCUACCGGACAGCCCAUAGUAAAACUCUUCCAGUUGCUUGCUUCUACCGGACAUCCCAUAGUAACACUCUUCCAGUUUCUUGCUUCUACCGGACAGCGCAUAGUAGCGAUCUUCCGGUUGCUUGUUUCUACCGGACAGCCUAUAGUAACACUCUUCCAGUUUCUUGCUUCUACCGGACAGCGCAUAGUAACGCUCUUCCGGUUGCUUGCUUCUACCGGACAGCCCAUAGUAACACUCUUCCAGUUUCUUGCUUCUACCGGACAGCGCAUAGUAACACUCUUCCAGUUUCUUGCUUCUACCGGACAGCCCAUAGUAACACUCUUCCGUUUGCUUGCUUCUACCGGACAGCCCAUAGUAACACUCUUCCAGUUGCUUGCUUCUACCGGACAGCCCAUUCGCAUAGUAACGCUCUUCCGGUUGCUUGCUUCUACCGGACAGCCCAUAGUAACACUCUUCCAGUUUCUUGCUUUUACCGGACAGCCCAUAGUAACACUCUUCCAGUUUCUUGCUUCUACCGGACAGCCCAUAGUAACACUCUUCCGCUUGCUUGCUUCUACCGGACAGCCCGUAGUAAAACUCUUCCAGUUGCUUGCUUCUACCGGACAUCCCAUAGUAACACUCUUCCAGUUUCUUGCUUCUACCGGACAGCGCAUAGUAACGCUCUUCCGGUUGCUUGUUUCUACCGGACAGCCCAUAGUAACACUCUUCCAGUUUCUUGCUUCUACCGGACAGCGCAUAGUAACGCUCUUCCGGUUGCUUGCUUCUACCGGACAUCCCAUAGUAACACUCUUCCAGUUUCUUGCUUCUACCGGACAGCGCAUAGUAACACUCUUCCAGUUUCUUGCUUCUACCGGACAGCCCAUAGUAACACUCUUCCGUUUGCUUGCUUCUACCGGACAGCCCAUAGUAACACUCUUCCAGUUGCUUGCUUCUGGGGACAGCCCAUUGUAACACUCUUCCGCUUGCUUUCCUCUAGCGGACAUCCCAUAGUAACACUCUUCCGCUUGCUUGCUUCUACCGGACAGCCCAUAGUAACACUCUUCCAGUUUCUUGCUUCUACCGGACAGCGCAUAGUAACGCUCUUCCGGUUGCUUGCUUCUACCGGACAGCCCAUAGUAACACUCUUCCAGUUUCUUGCUUCUACCGGACAGCGCAUAGUAACGCUCUUCCGGUUGCUUGCUUCUACCGGACAGCCCAUAGUAACACUCUUCCAGUUUUCUUGCUUCUACCGGACAGCGCAUAGUAACGCUCUUCCGGUUGCUUGCUUCUACCGGACAGCCCAUAGUAACACUCUUCCAGUUUCUUGCUUCUACCGGACAGCGCAUAGUAACGCUCUUCCGGUUGCUUGCUUCUACCGGACAGCCCAUAGUAACACUCUUCCAGUUUCUUGCUUUUACCGGACAGCCCAUAGUAACACUCUUCCAGUUUCUUGCUUCUACCGGACAGCGCAUAGUAACACUCUUCCGCUUGCUUUCCUCUACCGGACAGCCCAUAGUAACACUCUUCCGCUUGCUUUCCUCUACCGGACAUCCCAUAGUAACACUCUUCCAGUUGCUUUCCUCUACCGGACAGCACAUAGUAACACUCUUCCGGUUGCUUGUUAA
Messenger RNA from Acanthosepion pharaonis, 3327 nucleotides. The record is from the annotation of a GenBank genome assembly. Lineage: Eukaryota; Metazoa; Mollusca; Cephalopoda; Sepiida; Sepiidae.